AUGACUGAUCCGGACGUCGCGGCAGCAACAUCAUCGGUUUCGGUGAAGUUGCCCGAGUUUUGGAAAACCGAUCCACAUAUGUGGUUUGCCCAGGCUGAAGCCCAAUUUAGCCUGGCGCAAGUCACCAAAGAUGAGACCAAAUUUUGGCAUAUUAUCGCUAAAAUUGAUCAAAGCGUCAUCUGUCAUGUAGCGGAUCUUGUUUCUACCCCGCCGGCAGACAGUAAAUACAAAGCAAUUAAGGACCGACUGAUUGCCCGCUUUGCAUUAUCUCCGCAAGCUCGGUUGGAGCAGCUUCUCAGUUCGUGCGAUCUAGGAGAUUUUCGUCCGACUCAUCUCCUUGCCCGGAUGAGUGAAAUCGCAACUGGCCUGAAUGUCGACGACAACCUAAUGAAAAUGCUCUUCUUGCAACGAAUGCCCGCCAACAUCAGGACCGUUUUGGCAAUCAGCGAUGGAAGUUUGGCAAAGCUUGCCGAAAUGGCCGACAAAAUGAUUGACUCCUCCAACAGCUGCGUUUCGGCGGUUUCCGUUUCGACCGUCGACCGAAUAUGCAUCAUUGAGGAAGGAAAUAGAGGUGCUCACAACUGA
Molecule: messenger RNA, 585 nt
Organism: Armigeres subalbatus
Lineage: Eukaryota; Metazoa; Arthropoda; Insecta; Diptera; Culicidae
Exons: 1
Coding region: 1-585 (194 amino acids)
Source: RefSeq, a predicted model, not a curated record